UCCAUUCAUACGGCGCCUUGCAACUGUCAACGUCGAGGGAGGUCUAACCAAGCCUCACAACCUUGGACACGUUCAAAGAACGUCCUCUUUUACAUUUUGCGUUGCUAAUAUACACGUUUGGAGAAAGGGCUGUGACCCUGUACAGCAGCAGUCACCAUGGCAGAAGCUCACCAGGCCGUGGCCUUUCAGUUCACUGUCGGGCCUGAUGGCAUUGACAUGCAGCUGUGCCAUGAGGCCCUGCGCCAGAUAUACCUCUCAGGCAAGCACUCCUGGAAGAAGAGGUUCAUACGCUUCAAGAACGGGGUCAUGACAGGCGUGUACCCAGGCAGCCCGUCUGGGUUUCUGGUGGUGGUGGUGAGUUACAUGUCGGGCACUAAAUAUGCCCAACUUGACCCCUCCCUGGGACUCAUCACCAAACUGGGCACCCACAUACCCAUCAGUCCGUACAUGUCGGAGGACAGCCAGCGGGUGGUGGGUGGGGUGCUGGUGGGCACAGGCCUGUGGGUCACCAUCAUCUUCAUCAUGAGGAAUGCCCUCAAGUGCCUGCUGUCGUGGCACGGCUGGAUGUACAACCGCCACGGAUCUGUCUCCUGGGGCACUCGACUCUGGAUAUUAUUUGUCAAGUUGUUCUCUGGCAGGAAGCCAAUGCUGUACAGCUUCCAGAGUUCGCUGCCACGGCUGCCCGUCCCCCCGGUCAAGGACACCUGCAGGAGGUACUUGGAGUCAGCUCGUCCGUUGAUGGAUGACGAGCAGUAUGUGAGGAUGGAGGGGCUGGCAGGGGAAUUUGAGAAGAACCUGGGCCCAAGACUACAGUGGUACCUCAAGCUCAAGUCCUGGUGGGCCUCCAACUAUGUCAGUGAUUGGUGGGAAGAGUACAUCUACCUCCGAGGUCGUGGGCCCAUCAUGGUCAACAGUAACUACUACGCCAUGGACUUCCUCUAUGCGUUCCCCUCUCAUAUCCAGGCGGCGAGGGCGGGCAAUGUCAUCCAUGCGAUCAUGCUGUACAGAAGGAAACUGGACCGAGCCCAGCUCAAACCACUCAUGCUCCUAAACACUAUUCCCAUGUGCUCGUCCCAAUACGAGCGUAUGUUCAACACCAGUCGUGUCCCAGGUGUAGACACAGACACUAUUCAGCAUGUGGACGAGAGCAAGCACAUCGCCGUUUUCAACAAGGGGCGCUUCUUCAAGGUGUGGGUGUUCUACGAUGGGCGCCUGCUGUUGCCGCGGGAGAUCGAGCAGCAGAUGGAGAGGAUCCUGGCUGAUAAGAGCGAGCCCCAGGAAGGGGAGGAGUACCUGGCUGCGCUCACUGCAGGGGAGAGGACACCAUGGGCUAAAGCACGUGAAACCUACUUCAGAAGUGGCAAGAACAAGCAGUCACUGGAUGCCAUUGAGAAGGCUGCCUUCUUCGUAACCCUCGACGACUCAGAACAGAAAUACGAGACCGACAACCCGGUGAAAUCAUUAGACAGCUACGCCAAGUCCCUCCUCCACGGCAAAUGCUACGACAGGUGGUUUGACAAGUCCUUCAACCUCAUCGUCUUCAAGAAUGGAACCAUGGGCCUGAAUGCCGAGCAUGCCUGGGCCGACGCACCAAUCAUAGGCCAUCUCUGGGAGCAAGUCUUGUGCAUGGACCCUCUGGAGCUGGGCUACACUGAGGAGGGCCACUGUAACGGGGAGCCCCACCCCAACCUGCCCGGACCCCAGAGGCUGCAGUGGGACAUCCCUGCAGAGUGCCAGAGUACAAUCCAGAGCUCUCUGAAGUUUGCCCAGGCACUGGCAGAUGACGUGGACUCGCACAUCUACCCCUUUAAGGACUUUGGCAAGGGUUUGAUCAAGAAGUGCCGCACAAGCCCGGAUGCGUUCAUCCAGAUUGCCCUGCAGCUCGCACACUUCAGGGAUAAGGGCAAGUUCUGUCUAACGUACGAGGCAUCGAUGACACGGUUGUUCAGAGAGGGCCGUACGGAGACGGUGCGCUCCUGCACCAUGGAGACCUGCGCCUUCGUCCGCUCCAUGAUCAGAGACGAGACGAGAGAGGAGCGUAUGAGACUACUGAAGGAGGCGUCAGAGAAGCAUCAGAACAUGUAUCGUGAGGCCAUGAUAGGGAAGGGCAUCGACCGUCACCUCUUCUGCCUUUACGUCAUCUCCAAGUACCUGGGAGUGGACUCUCCCUUCCUCCAUGAGGUUCUGUCAGAACCCUGGAGGCUGUCCACCAGUCAGACUCCACUGCAGCAGGUGGCUUUUGACCUGGCCAAACACCCUCAGUAUGUCACCUCCGGAGGAGGCUUUGGCCCGGUGGCUGAUGACGGUUACGGAGUUUCCUACAUCAUUGUUGGAGAGGACCUCAUCAACUUCCACAUCUCCAGCAAACACUCUAGUCCAGAGACCGACUCCCACCGCUUCAUGGGUAACAUUAAACAGGCCAUGCUGGAACUUAAGGGUCUGUUUGACCUCAACAAGAAAGCCAUCAAGUGAUUUUUUUCUCUCCUAAUUUGAAGAAAAUAAAACAAACAAUUUAAAUAUUUGUUAACAAAAAGGCAUGCUCUUCCCGAAGCUUUUACAUUGAAAUUGUUGCGUUUUUAUUUCUAAGUUAAUUAUACAUUUUCAUAACAUUAAUUAAGUGUGGAAAAUAUACAUUUUAAAUCAUGGAUAUUUAUGUCACAUUUCGCUUUGUUGCUUUUUUGGUUUUGUUCUUGUGAUGGGGUAGUUUUAACUGUAUGUAGCGCACAGAUAAAAAAAUGGCAGUUUCUCUGCCGGACUGUAUACACCAGUGCCUUAGUGGCCCACUAAUGGAGAGAGAGGCAAUGAGAGAGGACAGUGAGCGGGAGUACUUUCAAGUUGCCCCUAGACACUGAUCUAAAUUCAGUUUUGCAUUUUGUUCCACUAAUGAUGAAGGUAAUAUUUGAGUAGGGUAAACUGAUCCUAGAUCUAUAUUGUGUUAUUUAUCGUGUGUACUGCCAGUUUUUAUCUUAUUUUAGCUACUAUGUUUUUAUGACUAGUGAUAAAGUUGUUUAUUUUGUUGUGUGGUCAUUUUCAUACUCAGGUUUUUGAACUUGGCGUAGUUUUAGGGUUCAGUUUGCCACAGCAUUACAGGUUUGGCGUGUACAGUAAGGUUUCGGGAUACACUACUACUGCUGAAUUCCAAAUGGAACUCUAGCCUCUAACUUCUAUCUUCUGUAGAUCUGAAAAUAUUUAAGUUUAUGGUGAAAAUUCCACUUAGCCUCUCCAAGGGCUAGAUGGAGUAAUUACCAUAAUGAUUGUCUAUGGGUAAAAAAAGCUAUUUAGAAUACAGAAUAUUACGCCUCACAGCAGAUAGUCGUUCGAAGUAAACAUGGAUAUUUGUGUUUUAGUAGAAGGAAGAUAUGGUGUCGUUUGGGAGUAAUCUCGCCUGGGUCAAGUUCAGCAUGGCACAAUGUUGUGGAACGUAGAACAAACAUGCCUCUCUAACAUGUAAAAAGAGGAAUCACUUCAAAUCAUGACAUUCCUAAAUGUUUGCCUACUGAACAUGGCCCUGCGUUGCAUGUUGAAUUUUGAAUCCUCUCAUUGCAGCUGUUGAUGGGUUAGGGGUGGUCACUGCACUUUUUGUUUGUCAGCGCUCUACAGGACUGGCCCUUCAGAUCACACUAGCCUAACUGCCUUUGUAGCCUUUAGCCAUGGUUGUUUUCAUUAGGGCACAAUGUAGCAAAACAUUUUGCAACAGAAAGCGAAAACAAGCAUUUCUUGUUGGACUGUUUUUUUCUUCAGUUUUGUGUAUAAUGAACACGACCCAGGUCUCAGACCACAGACGAUCUGACUAUAUCUGCUUAUAAAGGGACUUUUCAUCCAGGGGUGAACUGUCAUGAUGUAUAUCAUAAGAAUGUCAACUGACUGUUGUAGUUCCGUUUGUUGUAGAUCAUUUUUUCAAGUGAAGAGACUGUCGUAUUUCACCAACAUGAAUACAGUGUCUCAAGAGACUUGCAGUGUGUUGAAUGUGAACAUUUUUGGAAACUAUUGGGGCUGUACACAGAUGCAGGAUACAUAGGAUUAGACAAUGGUGUAUAGGACUAUACUACAUAGGAAAGACUUUAAAAAAUGUAGUAGGCUAACUUGUAACCAAGAUCAAUUCUUUGCUCAUUUAGGUAUUGAAAAGGACAUUUUAUUUUAUGAUUAAAAAAACAUUUUUGACAUGACUUUGUUAUUCCUGACUUUGUUAUUGCAUACGUGGAAAACAAUCUAUUGUAGUUGUAAUACAACUUCUCACAGUAGACCCGUUUACACAUCUGCCUGGUUUGGAUGAAGAAGCUAGCUAAUUUAAAGAUACGUGUAAAAAGACAAGCAGCUGAAAUACCAAAACUUUUUAACACAAUAAAAGCGAAUGUCAACCAACUGAA
Molecule: messenger RNA, 4367 nt
Organism: Oncorhynchus nerka (sockeye salmon)
Lineage: Eukaryota; Metazoa; Chordata; Actinopteri; Salmoniformes; Salmonidae
Gene: cpt1ab
Product: carnitine palmitoyltransferase 1Ab (liver)
Biological process (GO): fatty acid metabolic process; carnitine metabolic process
Cellular component (GO): mitochondrion
Molecular function (GO): carnitine O-palmitoyltransferase activity
Source: RefSeq, a predicted model, not a curated record